Nannospalax galili (Upper Galilee mountains blind mole rat) is the source of this 5089-nucleotide messenger RNA. It is a transcript of the gene Wwc2, whose product is annotated as WW and C2 domain containing 2. NCBI's taxonomy places the organism in Eukaryota, Metazoa, Chordata, Mammalia, Rodentia, Spalacidae. Gene Ontology annotation, molecular function: kinase binding; molecular adaptor activity. Gene Ontology annotation, biological process: regulation of hippo signaling; regulation of DNA-templated transcription; negative regulation of organ growth. The transcript is spliced from 23 exons. The record is from RefSeq and is a predicted model, not a curated record. Gene Ontology annotation, cellular component: cytoplasm. Bases 359 to 3940 code for a protein of 1193 amino acids.
CUUCCCGGAUCCUAGCCCAGACGGCGUCGGCUGGGGCAGCCUGGGCGCCGCGACCCUCGCCGGCCACUGGGGGACGGGGAGGAGGAGGUGGAAGAGGCGGAGGCAGCGGCGAAGAGGAGGAGGAGGAGGCAGCGGCGAAGAGGAGGAGGAGGAAGAGGAGGAGGAGGAGGGUUCGCUCGCCAGUUCCGACGCAGACAUGGUGGACUGAUCCCAGGAGGGCCCGAGAGCAGGGUUUCGCGAGGCGGCCCCCGCGCGUGGCCCAGCCGCGCCCCGCGCACCCCUCGCCUGGCUCCGCGUUCCCGCCGCGUCCUGCGCCCGGUCCCUAUGGAGGCGCCGCUCGCCGGCGAGGCCGCCGACCAUGCCUAGGAGGGCCGGGAGCGGGCAGCUGCCGCUACCCCGGGGCUGGGAGGAGGCCAGGGACUACGACGGCAAGGUCUUCUACAUUGACCACAACACCAGGAGGACCAGCUGGAUCGACCCCCGGGACAGGUUAACAAAGCCCCUGUCCUUUGCUGACUGUGUUGGGGAUGAGCUGCCAUGGGGAUGGGAAGCAGGCUUUGACCCUCAGAUUGGUGCCUACUACAUCGAUCACAUUAACAAAACUACACAGAUUGAGGAUCCCAGAAAGCAAUGGCGAGGCGAGCAGGAGAAGAUGCUCAAGGACUAUCUGUCUGUGGCUCAGGACGCACUCAGGACGCAGAAGGAGCUGUACCACGUGAAAGAGCAAAGGCUGGCUUUGGCCCUAGACGAAUAUGUGCGCUUAAAUGAUGCCUAUAAGGAAAAGUCAAGUUCUCGAACAAGCCUCUUCUCAGGAUCUUCAUCUAGCACUAAAUACGAUCCUGAUAUUUUAAAAGCUGAGAUCUCCACUACACGAUUAAGGGUUAAAAAGCUAAAGCGAGAACUCUCACAGAUGAAGCAGGAACUUCUCUAUAAAGAACAAGGCUUUGAAACGUUGCAACAAAUUGAUAAAAAGAUGUCUGGAGGCCAGAGUGGGUAUGAACUUAGUGAAGCCAAAGCCAUCCUAACAGAGCUGAAAUCUAUCAGAAAAGCAAUUAGCUCAGGAGAGAAAGAAAAACAAGAUCUGAUGCAGAGUCUUGCUAAACUACAGGAGCGGUUUCAUUUGGAUCAGAACAUUGGCAGCUCCGAGCCAGAUUUGAGAUCCAGUCCUGUGAAUUCUCAUCUCUCACUCUCCAGACAGACCCUUGAUGCUGGGUCACAGACAAGUAUUUCUGGAGAUAUUGGGAUGCGAAGCAGAUCAAAUUUAGCUGAAAAGGUCAGGCUGAGCCUCCAUUAUGAAGAAGCCAAAAGAAGCAUGGCUAAUUUGAAAAUUGAGCUGUCGAAGUUGGACAGUGAGGCCUGGCCUGGGGCACUUGACAUCGAGAAGGAGAAAUUGAUGCUAAUUAAUGAAAAAGAAGAACUUUUGAAAGAGUUGCAGUUUGUCACUCCACAAAAACGCACACAAGAUGAGUUGGAACACUUGGAAGCCGAGCGGCAGCGGCUAGAGGAGGAGCUGAUGUCUGUGAGGGGCUCACCGAGCAGGGCUCUGGCUGAGAGAUUGAAAUUGGAAGAGAGAAGAAAAGAGUUGCUACAGAAACUUGAAGAAACUACUAAAUUAACUACAUAUUUGCAUUCACAACUUAAAAGCUUGUCCUCUAGCACGCUAUCCAUGUCGUCUGGGAGCAGCCUGGGGUCCCUGGCAUCCAGUCGGGGUUCUCUGAACACCUCUAGCAGAGGGUCACUGAACUCCCUCAGUUCCAGUGAACUCUACUACAGCAGUCAGAGUGAUCAGAUAGAUGUGGAUUAUCAGUAUAAACUGGACUUCCUUCUGCAAGAGAAGGGUGGCUACAUUCCUUCCGGACCCAUCACCACCAUCCAUGAAAAUGAAGUGGUCAAGUCUCCAAGCCAACCUGGCCAGAGUGGACUCUGUGGGGUGGCAACUGUAGUGACCGGCCACACACCCCCACUGACUGAGGCCUCCAAGUCUGUGACAUCCCUCUCGUCUAGGUCCUCCCUUUCCUCUUUAUCUCCUCCUGGCUCUCCUUUGGUCUUGGACAGCACAUUUCCUGUGUCUUCUCAUGACACCUCUCUCCACCAGUUCACUGCUGACUUUGAAGACUGUGAGUUGAGUAGCCAUUUUGCUGACCUUGGACAUGGUGAAAAUCAGAUCUUGCUGGAUUCAGAUUCAGGAGGAGCUUCCCAAUCUCUCUUAGAGGAUAAAGACCUUAACGAAUGUGCUAGGGAGCCAUUAUAUGAAGGAACAACAGAUAUGGAAAAAUCAUUACCCAAAAGAAGAGGAAUCCAUUUGCCUGGGGAUAAAGUUGCUUGUGUGUCGGCUGCUGUAUCUGACGAAUCUGUGGCUGGAGACAGUGGAGUCUAUGAAGCCUCCAUGAAACAGCCUGGUGAGAUCGAAGACGUUCCCUAUAGUGAAGAAGAUGUCACCAUCGUGGAGGCUGCCCAGGUGCAGAUAGGACUCAGACAUGAUGCAAAAAGUUCAAGCUUCAUGGUGAUUAUAGCACAACUCCGAAAUCUUCAUGCCUUCUUGAUACCUCAUUCUUUGAAACUGUAUUUUAGGGUUGCUGUCCUUCCCUCCUCAGCAGAUGUCAGUUGUCUAUUUCGAACAAAAGUCCACCCACCCACUGAAUCUGUGUUGUUCAAUGAUGUGUUCAGAGUGGCCAUUUCCCAGGCAGCCUUGCAGCAGAAGACACUGAGAGUUGAUCUUUGCUCUGUCAGCAAACACCGCAGGGAAGAAUGCUUGGCUGGGACUCAGAUCAGCCUGGCAGAUUUACCAUUUUCCAAUGAGAUGUUCAUGCUAUGGUAUAAUUUACUUCCUUCUAAGCAAAUGCCUUGCCAAAAGAAUAAAGAAGAAAAUGAGGAAUCUGUAGUUCAAUCAAGCCAGCCGGUGUUAGAGCCUAUAGACUUGGAUGCAGUGUCAGCCUUACUUGCAAGAACUUCAGCUGAGCUGUUGGCUGUGGAACAGGAAUUGGCUCAAGAAGAAGAGGAGGAGGAACUAAGGCCCAAAGAAGAGCCACGGGGCCCAGAAGGAGAUUGUUUAACAAUGCUAAGAGAGGCCUCUGAUGAGACUGUAGCUGCAAAAGAGGCUGAAGUUCAGUUGACAGACAGUGACAGCUAUACAGAAGACCUGGGUUUAUGCACUAAUGUGCCUGGAAUGAGUGAAGACGGGUGUAGGAAAGAAAGGAUACAUGAGGAAGACCAUAGCCAGCCACCAACUGGAAUUCCCACACUGGUUGAUAAGGAGACAAAUACUGAGGAAGCAGUUAAUGACAGCAUGGCAGUUCGCCCCAAAGACCGCAGCAGCCUGAGCUCUCGACAACAUCCCUUCAUGAGGAGCAGCGUGAUAGUGCGCUCGCAGACCUUUUCCCCAGGCGAGCGGAGCCAGUACAUUUGCAGGUUAAAUCGGAGUGACAGUGACAGUUCAACCUUGGCUAAAAAAUCAUUGUUUGUGAGAAACUCCACUGAACGACGCAGUUUGCGAGUCAAAAGGGCGGUCUGCCAGCCAGUCCUCAGAAGGGCAGCCCAAGAAUGCCCCGUGCGCACAUCUCUAGACCUGGAACUGGACCUUCAGGCCUCGCUAACCCGCCAGAGUCGCCUCAACGACGAGCUACAGGCCUUGAGGGACUUGCGACAAAAACUGGAGGAGCUGAAAGCUCAGGGAGAGACCGACCUUCCUCCCGGUGUACUGGAGGACGAGAGAUUCCAGAAGCUCCUGAAACAAGCUGAGAAGCAGGCUGAACAGACAAAAGAAGAGCAGAAGCAAGACUUGAAUGCAGAGAAGUUGAUGAGGCAAGUCUCUAAGGAUGUGUGCCGACUUCGGGAGCAGAGCCGGAAGGUGCCCCGGCAGGUGCAGUCCUUCAGGGAGAAGAUCGCCUACUUCACUCGAGCAAAAAUUAGCAUCCCGUCCCUGCCAGCUGACGAUGUGUGACCCUGUGGUUUAAAACAUUGCUUCUCAUCUGCUCACUUUCCAAGGGAGGGUGAAAGACUAAACAUUGGCUUUGUUUUGGGGGAGGGGGUCCUGUAACAUAGCUGUCAACUCUUGAAGAACUUUGAUAUCACACCAGAGUUUCAUGUUAAUUUGUAAAGUACUUUGAAUGUAACUCUUAUAUGUUUAAGAAAGAAAAAAAUUCAGAUAACAAAAAUGGGCUAAUCUGGUGCACAAGUGUUGUACAGUAUGUGUGUGUGUCACCACUGGGCUUCAUGGUGCAAAACGGAACAGGUGCAGCAAGGGCCCGCUGUCUGUCCGCUGAGCUGCCUGCCUGCAGAGCCCAGCAGACAGUGAAGCAGGCAGUACGGGUGCUUCUGAGCUAGAAAGCAGCGCUUUCCAUUGAAGGUGAGCAUGAGCAAGCACAGCUCUAGGUCCACCUGAGCAGGUGCCUGUUCCUUUCCAUCACCUAUAUCUGAACACCUCAUUUCCUUGAAACAGUUUGCUUUUUGGCUUUUAUACUUGAUGAGAGAAAACAAAAGUAUAAAAUACUGAGUGCAAAGAUAUGAGAAAUGAGUGUCCUCUUCCCCUAGAAAGAUGUGGUUCAGAGCAGAGUAAGAAGAAGGGAGGGGGUGAAACCAGCUCCCGAAAACACCGAAGAAACAGCGAAUGCUCAAGUGGCCUCUGUUCCUACCCCACUCUGAAUGCGCAGGGCUUCGUGGGAGUUGCUGACUUGCACCAGGGUUUGUCCUGGAAUGAGGACGAUGACAAGGAGAAUCAUGCGGUGCACAUGGGCUCUGAUGACAGAGCUGGUGAUACAGAGGGGACACACAUUAGAUGAGGUCAAGAACAGAGGAAAGGGUACACCUUGAUCAGAUCAAACUUGCCAAACAGAAAAGAAUUUAUCAAACAGAUACUUAUGCUUACUAGAAAUUAAUUUGCAGCUCUCAUUUUUAGGGGAUUCUAUCAUUGACUCACAGCAAGUAGAUGGAAGCAAAACAAAAAGUGUGCUGGAGGAUUAGUAAAUUGGAGUAUAGACUGGAUCGUUAAAUAUAUAUAUAUUCUGGAUGAGCAAACUUGAGACAGAAAUUGGCUAAAAUGUCCUGUUCUCCUGGUUAGAAUUUUAACUUGCCAGACCCAAGUACCUCUUGA